UGUGGUGGAGACGGGGGUACUUGCCAGUUGCUAGUUCGCUUAGCUCUCUUCUGAUUUCGGCCGUUUCAAAUUAACCUGAGUGGGAGCAGCCGUCAAUUUCGAACUUGAGCCGAUCUACGCCGUGCUGCCCCGCCUAUUCGCCGUCGAACUGCAUCCCGCUGAGGCUCGGAUGUGAUCCUGAAAAGAUUCCAGAGGAUUCCAGAUUUCUAUUGCCCAGCUAUUGGUCAUCUUAUCCGUCUAGGUAAUGGGAUCCAAAGAGGAGCACAAUUUGAUGAUCGGAGGUGACAUGACGGAGUCGACGCAGAUCGAUCCAAAAAGAAGCAGAUUUCCCUACUGCAUUGUGUGGACGCCGCUUCCUGUGCUUUCGUGGUUUUUCCCUUGCAUCGGGCACAUCGGGAUAUGCCGGGAGGAUGGAGUUAUCUUAGAUUUUGCUGGUCCCAAUUUCGUCUGCGUUGAUAACUUCACGUUCGGUGCUCCAAAGAGGUACAUUCAACUGAGCAAGGAGCAGUGUUGCACUUUACUAGGCUCUACUGACCACAGCAACAUAGAUGAGCCACCAGAGAGUGAAGAUGGACGAGAAAUCGCUAGUUGGGAUGAUGCAUUAAGGAGAAGUACAUUAGAGUACCAACACAACUCCUACAACAUCUUAACUUGCAAUUGCCAUUCUUUCGUCGCAAAUUGUCUGAACCGGUUGAAGUUUCAGGCUGGCAAUUGGAAUGUAGUAAACUUAGCUAUACUUAUGUUCGUCAAAGGACGCUUUGUAAGUAAGAUUGCUGCUUUCCGGACCUAUCUACCCUUUCUCCUAGUGUUUGCACUUGGGUUUGGGCUCGGAGGAAACACCUUCCUCACAUAUUUGGCUAUCUUCAUUUUCAUCUUAGUAGGCUGGUUUAUUGUAGGUACAUAUUGUUUAAGAAAUGUCAUACGUGUCUAGCUUUUCUACCUGUUUUCAAAUGUAAAAACAAGUUUGCGAUGCAUGAUCUACAUUUGUAAUACCAAUACAUGCUUCUUGUUGAAUUUUACUUGAAAAGCAAUAUUGAAGAUUGAA
Andrographis paniculata is the source of this 1045-nucleotide messenger RNA. Its product is annotated as protein RTE1-HOMOLOG. The coding region runs from base 245 to 931 and encodes 228 amino acids. NCBI's taxonomy places the organism in Eukaryota, Viridiplantae, Streptophyta, Magnoliopsida, Lamiales, Acanthaceae. The transcript has 3 exons. The record is from RefSeq and is a predicted model, not a curated record. Gene Ontology annotation, cellular component: endoplasmic reticulum; Golgi apparatus. Gene Ontology annotation, biological process: response to ethylene; regulation of ethylene-activated signaling pathway.